CAAAAACCCAGUCGCGCGCCCAGAUAUCCGCCGUCCUCCCUCGACCGCCGUCGUUCGUCUGCUCGACCCUCGUCCCUUCAUCUCCUCGACGACGACGACCUUCAUCCAGGCCACGCCCCUCGUCGCCGAGACACCGCCGGCAAACAUCCAACACCUCGACGACAUAUCUAGGAGGCAGCCCCGGUCGGAAGUUGCGGCCCACUAGAGGCCCAUCGUCGGGCCCAGCCCCAACCCUAGCUCCAGCCGCCGCUUGGCUCUCCUGCUGUCCGUCCUGGUACCGCGCGGCCGCACCACCUCUCCAGGCUCCAGCUCCAGCGCCGCAGCGCGCUCGCCCGCGGCCCGCGCCUCCUGCUCCUGCCCUCCUCUGUCCUCUCCAGGCUCCAGCUCGCCCGUCAGGCCGCCACCGCCAGGCGCUCGCCCGCCAGCGCGCUCGCUCGCCAGGCCGCCACCGCCAGGCGCAGCCGCCCACAGCGGCCACAGCGCGCUCGCCCCGUCGCCCGCCACCGCCAGGCGCCAGCCGCGGAGCGCCGGAGGCCCGGAGCCGCAGGCCGCCGCAGCGCUCGCCCGGAGCCGCAGGCCGCAGCGCGCUCGCCCGCAGUGGUGUCGUCGUGCUCACCUACGAGCUCCGCGACCGCAUCGUUAAGCUGGUUUACUAGCUUACCCACGCACGGCCGCCGCCGCCUCACGCACGCAGCAGCCGGCCAGCCGCGGUACGUUCUCCAGGUCGUGCCGACGUCCGACGACAAAGAAGGCCCUGGGGGCGCUGGCGCGCAUCGCGAGUCCCCUCGCCGGCAAGUAUAUUUGCAAGCAGACCCUCGAGCUCGUGCGUUUAGCCUCGGAGGGCAAGUUCCCGAACCGGGGAAUCAAGGACGUCGUCAGGAGCAUCUGUUGCGGGAACGUAGGGAAAAUGUCAACGAAUCCUGAUGAACCUAAGAGUCGUGCCCGGACAGACUUUUUGCUCAACAAUGAACUGGAGGUCCAGAAGUUUUGGGAUGAGAACACGGUUUUUCAGGCUGAUCCUGGCAAUGACUCUCCAAGCCCCGGGGAAAAAUUCUUUGGGAACUUUCCAUACCCUUACAUGAAUGGCUUGCUGCAUCUGGGUCAUGCCUUCUCAUUGUCCAAGCUUGAGUUUGGUGCUGCAUACCACAGGCUUCGUGGCUCCAAUGUUCUUUUGCCCUUUGCUUUCCACUGCACUGGAAUGCCCAUCAAGGCCUCCGCAGAUAAGCUAGCUAGGGAAAUCCAACAAUAUGGAUAUCCUCCGGUGUUUCCUGUGGCAGAGGGUUCUAGUGCUGCAGUAGCAGAUGCUACCCAGGCUGACCAGGCUGAUGUUGUUGCCCCAGAUAAGUUUAAGGGGAAGAAGUCCAAGGCUACUGCAAAGGCUGGUGCACAAAAGUACCAGUGGGAGAUCAUGAAGAGCUUUGGUCUAGAUGAUGAAGAAAUUGCCAGAUUUCAAGAUCCUUAUCAUUGGUUGACUCACUUCCCUCCGCUGGCAAAGGAGGUUCUCAAGAAAUUUGGCUUGGGUUGUGACUGGAGGAGGUCAUUCAUAACUACUGACAUGAAUCCAUACUAUGAUGCUUUUGUUAAGUGGCAGAUGAGGAAGCUGAAGAAAUUGGGCAAAGUUGUUAAAGACAUGAGGUACACAAUCUACUCUCCGUUGGAUGGCCAACCUUGUGCUGAUCAUGAUAGGGCAACAGGUGAAGGUGUGCAGCCACAAGAAUACGUCUUGAUUAAAAUGGAGGUGAUAUCACCUUUUCCUCCCAAGCUGAAGUCAUUGGAAGGGAGGAAGGUAUACUUGGCAGCUGCUACACUAAGACCCGAGACAAUGUAUGGACAGACAAAUUGCUGGGUCCUUCCUGAUGGAAUGUAUGGUGCUUUUGAGAUUAAUGACACUGAUGUCUUCAUCCUUACAGCAAGGUCUGCUUUUAAUCUUGCAUACCAACACCUAUCCAGGGUCCCUGAAAAACCAACCUGCUUAUGUGAGCUAUCUGGCAGUGAUUUGAUUGGUUUGCCACUGAAAUCUCCUCUUGCCUUCAAUGAAACAAUAUAUGCUCUUCCAAUGCUCACUGUCUUGACUGACAAAGGUACUGGCAUUGUGACUAGUGUCCCUAGUGAUUCACCUGAUGAUUUCAUGGCACUGCAAGAUUUAGUCACAAAGCCAGCAUUGAGAGCAAAGUAUGGAGUGAAAGAUGAGUGGGUUCUUCCUUAUGAGAUUAUACCAAUAAUCCACAUUCCUGAAUUUGGAGACAAGUCAGCAGAGAAGGUUUGCCAUGAUCUUAAGAUUAAAAGCCAGAACGACAAGGAGAAGCUUGCUGAAGCAAAAAGAAUGACAUAUCUGAAGGGAUUUACUGAUGGAACAAUGAUUGUAGGUGAGUUCAGUGGUAGAAAGGUUCAGGAAGCGAAACCGCUGAUUAAAAGUAAGCUUUUGGAAGAAGGCACAGCUGUGUUGUAUAGUGAGCCGGAGAAGAAGGUCAUGUCUAGAUCUGGUGAUGAAUGUGUUGUUGCCCUCACUGAUCAGUGGUAUAUAACUUAUGGCGAGGCUGAAUGGAAGCAGAAGGCAGUCAAAUGUUUGGACCGCAUGAAUACAUUCUCAACUGAAACCCGCAAUGGUUUUGAACAUACGCUGGGCUGGCUGAACCAGUGGGCUUGUUCACGUUCAUUUGGACUCGGUACUCGAAUUCCAUGGGAUGAGCAGUUCCUUGUAGAAUCUCUUUCUGAUUCUACUCUAUACAUGGCUUAUUAUACAGUUGCACACCUUUUGCAAAAUGGUAAUAUGUAUGGGAAAGAAAUAUCUUCAGUAAGGCCAGAAGAAAUGACAGAUGAAGUCUGGGAUUUCGUGUUUUGUGAUGGCCCGGCACCAAAAAGCGAGAUCCCUGCCGCUCUGUUGAACAAGAUGAAACAGGAAUUUAAGUAUUGGUAUCCAUUUGAUAUCCGUGUGUCUGGUAAAGACCUUAUUCAAAACCAUUUGACAUUCUGCAUAUACAAUCAUACAGCACUUCUUCCUGAGCACCACUGGCCUAUUGGUUUCCGCUGCAAUGGGCAUCUAAUGCUUAACUCUGAGAAAAUGUCCAAGUCCACAGGGAAUUUCCUAACUCUGGAAGAUGCCAUAAAAAAGUACUCUUCUGAUGCCACUAGAUUUGCCCUUGCUGAUGCUGGCGAUGGUAUGGAUGAUGCAAAUUUUGUCACUGAAACUGCAAAUUCUGCUGUUAUGAGGCUUACAAAAGAAAUUUCAUGGAUGGAGGAGGUUACAGCUGCUGAAUCUAAAUUAAGAACUGGGCCGCCCACUACAUAUGCUGACCGUGUGUUUUCAAACGAGAUGAACAUUGCAAUCAAAGAAACUGAGAAGAGCUACAAUGCUUUCAUGUUCAGAGACGCCCUGAAGUCUGGGUUCUAUGACCUCCAAUUGGCUAGAGAUGAGUACAGGCUCUCUUGUGGUGCAGCAGGCAUGAACCGUGAUCUGUUGUGGCGAUUUAUGGAUGUCCAGACCAGGCUUAUCACCCCCAUUUGCCCACAUUAUGCCGAGCACGUGUGGCAGAAGAUCAUGAAGAAAGAAGGCUUUGCAAUAAAAGCUGGCUGGCCAGUCGCAGACACCCCGGAUCCUACACUGAGAAUUGCAAAUAAAUACCUGCAGGAUUCCAUAGUUUUGAUGAGGAAACUGCUUCAGAAGCAAGAGUCUGGUUCUAAGAAGCCUAAGAAGGGAGCUGCACCGGCACCUCCGUCCGAGGAAAAGAAGAUGAGCAUUGGUCUCAUAUAUGUGAACGAGCACUACUCUGGAUGGAAAGAGCAGUGCUUGAGGGUGCUGCAGUCCAAGUUCGACAGCCAAAGCCGCUCCUUCUCACCCGAUCAGGAAAUAGCAGAAGCUCUGAAGGAGUGCCCCAUCGGGCAGGAAAUGAACCUGAAGCAGGUUCAGAAGCUGUGCAUGCCCUUCAUCAAGCUGAAGAAGGACGAGGCAAAGGAGGUUGGUCCUCAGGCGCUGGACUUGAAGCUUCCAUUCGGUGAGAUGGAUGUUCUCCGGGAGAACUUGGAGCUGAUCAAGAGGCAGCUGGGCCUUGAGCAAGUCGAGGUGCUCUCCGCUUCCGACGAAGCUGCUCGCGCUAAGGCUGGUGAACAUGCUUCGCUGCUAGAGAAGAACCCACCAUCACCCGGCGACCCCAUCGCCAUCUUCCUCAGCAAACAGAGCUGAAAACUGAACUUGCAUAUGGCCCUUUUGUUAUUUACUUCGCCGCACAUUUGCCUCUUUUUUGUUUUUUGUUUUUGUGAAACCAGUUUCGUGUCUGUCAACAGAGUAUGUUGUCCUUCGGUUUGGUGAAACCAGUUUUUUUUUUCUGUCAACAGAAUAUGUUAUCCAUUGUCUGUGUAAACCAGUUCGGCUAUUGUCGACAAAGUAUGUUAAGGUGAUGCGGCUUUACAUCAUUUUGAUCUGGUGUA
This is a messenger RNA of Zea mays, 4425 nucleotides long. Its product is annotated as leucine--tRNA ligase, cytoplasmic. Lineage: Eukaryota; Viridiplantae; Streptophyta; Magnoliopsida; Poales; Poaceae. Gene Ontology annotation, molecular function: ATP binding; aminoacyl-tRNA deacylase activity; leucine-tRNA ligase activity. Bases 908 to 4180 code for a protein of 1090 amino acids. Gene Ontology annotation, biological process: leucyl-tRNA aminoacylation. The transcript is spliced from 4 exons. The record is from RefSeq and is a predicted model, not a curated record.